AUGCCGAAUAAAUGGAUCCUUGGGCCCACCAUGCUUAGACCACCUUUCCUCCUGGUGUGCGCCCGACCGGGUCAGCUGGACACACAGAACACCGAUCAACAGUGCUCCCGACCAGUUCCCCGGGUGCGCCCCUCCCACAUCACCCACACCACACCCCCCUGUGCCCCCCCCCGCCCCAAAUGCCCCAUGACCGCACCCCGUCAGAAACAUGAUCUAAGCAUGAGUGAGCACAAUGGCGUUGAGGAUAAAUGUCAUGCUAAAGCUGCAACAAGCGCUAAUGCGAGUUCCUUUCCGAUGCUGACGUUGCUCCACGCGGCCCGAUCUGCGGAGCUGAGGUGA
Messenger RNA from Knipowitschia caucasica, 339 nucleotides. NCBI's taxonomy places the organism in Eukaryota, Metazoa, Chordata, Actinopteri, Gobiiformes, Gobiidae. The record is from the annotation of a GenBank genome assembly.